AUGGCUCGCUACACGACCGACGUGGUCUGCUCCAUAUUCAUGGGUGUCGACUCUCGAUCUCUGGAAGAUCCCAACUCUACGCUUAUGGAUGACCGGAAGGAAAAGCGCAUCGUACGGAAUGAUGUGGUUGAUCUCCCCUUGAAAAGCAAGGAAAGUCAACUUCCUAGUGACGUGGACUUUAAGCAAGAGACGGAAAACCAAAAAGCGGUGACGGAAGACAAAACACUCAAGCUGACGAAUGAUCUCUUGGCCAGCCAGCUGAUAUCCUUCGUGGGUGCCAGCUUCGAAACCUCGUCCUCGGUCCUCUACAGUCUGUACGAGCUGGCGCGUAACGUCGAGGUACAGGAAGAAGUACGCCAGCACGUACGGCAGGUGCUGAGAAAGCACGGCGGUCAGCCCACGUACGAAGCCCUCAACGAGAUGACGGACCUCACCAACGUCGUCAACGAGGCGCUGCGGAUGUACCCACCUGUCAGCUUCCUCGACCGCGAGGCCGCCCGCGACUAG
Molecule: messenger RNA, 507 nt
Organism: Schistocerca gregaria
Lineage: Eukaryota; Metazoa; Arthropoda; Insecta; Orthoptera; Acrididae
Product: cytochrome P450 6B4-like
Exons: 4
Coding region: 1-507 (168 amino acids)
Molecular function (GO): iron ion binding; heme binding; monooxygenase activity
Source: RefSeq, a predicted model, not a curated record